Molecule: messenger RNA, 10974 nt
Organism: Liolophura sinensis
Lineage: Eukaryota; Metazoa; Mollusca; Polyplacophora; Chitonida; Chitonidae
Product: BAH and coiled-coil domain-containing protein 1-like
Exons: 32
Coding region: 1404-9710 (2768 amino acids)
Molecular function (GO): chromatin binding
Source: RefSeq, a predicted model, not a curated record
CUACAUCAAAUGUUUUCAGAAAUCCAAGUUAAAUGAGGCGCCUGAUCCCGCCCAUCGCAGUUUCGGCUACACGUUAUUACAGGGGAACUUCUAAAAAGUUCCCGACACCCAGUCCGAUUCGUCUUUCCAUAUUAGUGCGAUGCAUACUGGCCUACAAACAGACAUACAAGGGUGUCAAAGCUGCGACUUUCAAUAUCACUUAUGAAUCCUGUUCUUAUCAAGAACACAGUGCUCGCAUGGGUGCCGGUAAGCUCGAGUGAAUUGCUCUGGCAGCUCCUACGCUGUGUUUUCAGUUACUAUUAUCGAGGGAUAGCAAUUCGAAACCAGUUUUGGAAGCGCAGAAAGCGCAGUUCCGCCAUCAGUGGAUCGGCCUACCGUCUAUUUGAGUAAACCGGAUUUAAUCUUCAGAUAGUAUUCACGUCAUCUGGCGGUCGACUUGGUCCAGUAAGACAUGUUGGACAUUUCUUAAAAGACACUGUCACUCCCUUAUACCUUAUUUUGUAUGGGUUGUGCAACAGUAAUUUGUGAGGGUGAGAGAGAACAGGCAGAACAGCUAUUCACGGCAAGACAUGGGACUGUUCUCUGUGCCGAAAAGACAGGACAGAAUUUGUGCAAAUGUCACAUUAAGGGAACAGCCGCUUUUCAUUCACUUGGCCGUGAAGACUUGCCUCCUACGAAAUUGAGUAACCUUUCUAUAACAAUUAAUACCAGCCGAACUGUUUCAAGACCCCCAAAACAAGCGCAACAGAUGGCAAUCAGCAGUCCACUCGUCCAAAUUGAGGAAAGGCAGACAAAAAUAGUAAUACCGAAAAGUUCAGAAGUGUUUUCAUGAAGUUCCAGCCUGAUUCAGUUGAGAUAUCAUUGUUCGUCAGUUAUUGUUUUCCAAUCGAGUCGUCAUGUUUCGCUUAGCCUGUUGUAUGUUGUACAGCCCGUCGAUGUGACCCUGCCGACUGGAGUUGCUGCGGUUUAUCAUCCAGCCCUCAACCCGGCUUGUUUACAUUGGGGAUCACGAAACCGCCUAUUGCUGGCGUGCAAAGGUAUGUGUAAGAGAGGGCUUGGAAUGCAGCCAAUCAGAAGCGUGUUUGCCGGGAGUUUGAUAGACGUACUAACAAUAGCUGGGGUAGCGCGACUCGACUGAGCGCUCUGCCCGCCCCGGCCAUAGCGAGCCGGGCUUCUCGACUAGAACGUACACAACUAGUUCACGUCCUCAAUAUCUACACCUAUAUGGACAUACUCAGUCAUACAGAAUACGGAUAACACUGGGAUUUUACCGAAUAAACCUUGGGAAUUGAUAUCCACUGUUAAUCUGUGGCCAGAUAAAGACAAGCGCCGUUCAGCAGAAUGGUUUGACAGCAGUGCAGCACACACGUAGUUUUUAACGUGUGCGAUCGAACUGGACAACGAUGGACGGACGGAUGAACUUUACACUGGAUAGGGGUCGGUUUUUACCCACCACCCAUGCUUCUGCCACUCUGGGCACGUUAAGUCAUAGUUACGAUGGAUCGUCUGGGACCGGGGCAUUACGGCACCCCCUAGCCGACCUCGGCCGGACGGGCACGCCGUCUACCCUAGCUUCCUUGGGACAGUUCGGUGGAAGAUACUUUCCAUCCUCCAGCCUGCCCUUCCACACAGGCGCGGGUUAUGUGAUGGAUAAUUACCUGGGUAGCCGGUCCCAGACGGGUGCUGACGGGAUAAAACCAUCACUUCAUCAGUAUCCACAGUACUGGGCAGCGCAGUCAGAAGGCCUGGCUCGUCAGUACGGCCUGGCUGGUAGCGUCUACUCACCGUACCUGCCGCUCCUCCACGGUGCCGACCCGAUGGCUGCCGUCUACCCACACGCCGCGGCGGCGGCUGCCCUCGCACAGGCGCAGGCUCCUUACCACAGAAUCUAUGAUCUACGAACCGAUCCAAAUUAUGGGAGUUUGGCAAUGGCUGGUGGACAGCCAACAAUCUACAGCAGCAGCCUUCACUCUCCAGCUACAGAGCCUCUGCUACUGCAAGCCCCUGCCCCAUCCCUACUGACCGGUGAGGGCAAACCAGAGGGCCAGACUUCCCUUGAGAAACUGUCCCUAGCAGUGGAGUCUGCUGGCGGAGGAGGUCAUCCUGUCUCCAAGAAACACAGCAUUAAGACUGAACCAGGAGCAUCAAAGUCCCAGGAUGGCAUGAAGAGUGUGUCUGGGAUGAGAAAAUCAGAAAGCAAGAGAGAGAAAAAGAGUAAUUCAAGUGAUUCUAAGAGAGAUGUGAAAGACAACAAAGACUCCAGUGUGCCAAAGGAAGUGAGUCAGGGAGGUCAUGCCAAAAGUAAAAAGGAAAGUUCAGGAAGUCAUACUUCACCUUCUAGUAAGACUGGGGUGGUAUUACCACGGGCUGAAAAGAUAGAGGGAAAAAAGACUAGUGAAAACUGGACUCCUUGUGAUAAAAGAGUGGCUUCACCCCAGAAGAAAAGUGCACGUGAGCUGCACACUUGCACAGAUCUGCCUAAACCUAAAGCUGUGGUGUUAAGUAGUGCAGUGACUGAACAUAAGGCUGAGGAUGACCCUCAGGGCUCCUCACAGCGUCCUGAGUCUAGUGUCACAGUCACAAGUUCACAGUCAAGUGUGGCAGUGGUAAGCUCACAGUCUAGUGCCCAAGUGAUAAACUCACAGUCCAACCCCUCAGUGACAGUCUCACUGUCUACUGUCACAGCGACAAGCACAGUGAGGAGCUUACAGCCAAAUGUUCCAGUCACAAGAUCACAAACAAAUAACCCUGUGACAAGCUCACUCUCAGUUGUGGCACUGACUACUGUCACAUUUACCACCAGCGAGAGUAAAUCGUUGAUGACAACCACUAGUUCUGGGCCAUCUGUGUUUUCUGUACAGCCCUCAACAAGGAUGACGACUGCUAUAGCCUCAAACAACGCCGUAUCAAGAACAGAUGCGUCUGAGUAUCUUGGAGCGUCGUCAGGGCCCUAUCACACAGUGUAUUCCUACACUCAGCAAAAUAAACCGGUGAGAGAGGGAAGUAAAGUGCAUGCUACCACAGUGACCCCAGAGGUGGGCACUCUACCAAGCCCUGUGGUGCCAACAUGUACAACAACUGUGAUACAAGCCAAAUCUUCUGGCGAUGAGGUCAGGUGCAAAGUUGAGGGUUCAAGGUCAUCAUGUUGUGCCAUGACAACCACCACCUCUAGUCGAGGACAACCAAAGUGUGGUGAAGGUCAUACCCAAAGUGCUAAGAAAAAGUCACCCGAAGGAAAGCAGAAAAGUGCAAUUGAAAAAGGUUCCAAAGCCACAAAUUCACACGAAAAACUGACUGAACAGCUCAAUAAUACUUUGACUCCUAAAUAUGAGGGUUCUGGCUAUGUGGCUAGUAGCCAUCAGGUCAUGUUUCCUCAGCCUCAGGGGGUGGGUAUAGACUGUGGUCCAAGGGACAUUUAUGGUAACCCUCUUCCAUUCCCUUCUAAGACAUUGCCCUUUUCUGGUGCCCCAAUCACGCCAUAUGACACCAGUCUUAGGCCAAUGGAUUUGAGUAGUCCUAAAGAAAAGAAACGGAAAGAAAGAGUGAAGUCCCCUUCAGAAAGCUCCAGAAAUUCUAGUGAUUCUGAAUCGGGAAAAAAUUCUAAAAAACAUGAUUCAACUUCAACAGUGCCAUAUAGAGACAUAAUUCAUGAGUACGGGCAGCCAAGAAACAGAGUGACUUUGUUGGAGACCCACCUGCCCGCAGACAAGACACCAUCAAGUUCUCCCGGAAUGGCCGGGGCUGGUAGUAAACAGUCUGUGACACCCUCCUCAUCUCCGCGGCUCUGGUAUGACUACAAUAUGACCGGUCAGCAGAUGGUGAUGGGCAGCAUGCCAGGGCGGUACAUGUACCCUUACGGACAAAUCCAACCAUAUUAUCCGAUUCCUCCUGAAGGGAGUGUAAGCACGACCAAAGCGGGAACAUCAUCUGUCCAGUCUGCCAGUCCUGUGUCUGGUACGCCAGCGGGCCAGGGACCUGGGUCAGCAGAGUCUGGUAAGGAAUCUGAUAACAAGAGUGGUUCUGGUGAUAAGGGGAUGCCUGACAAGACAAAGAGUGAGGGAUUACCUGGUAAAGACAGAGUCAGCCCUGUGUGUAAAGACACUGUAACACCUGGUGCUGCAGGUAAAUCUGACUCUGACUCCAAUAGUGCUACUCCAACACGCCAGAUGUCCCCAGCAUGUAACAAAUCCCAACUUGUAGUGCCCAAUGGGAACAACUCUGAAGAACAUACCAACAGCCGAUAUGUCGCUCCUUUGAGAAGCUGUCCAACUGUGGGGAAAGCCACAAAACAUCUGCCUCUGGGUUCUGUUAAGCCUUCAGGACCAGGGUUGAAGACCUGUAAGGACCAUACUUCUGGAGAAGAGAAUGUGGCUAUUUCUGGGUCUGGAAUUCCAGUGGGGAUAGCAGUUGCCAGACAAAGACAAGACAUUUCCAAAGAUGUGGCAAAAGAUGAGGUGAUAUCUGACGUGAAUGUGACAUCAGAGACGUGUACAUAUUCACAGGAGCGUUCCGAGAGAGAAGAGUUUCUGAGAGAGCAGAAGGAACUUCUGGAUAAUCGAUCUCUGAUUUCAACAACAGCCACAUCCAAUUCUGGAGAUGUCAGGACUGAAUUGAGUGCUAAUCUUGUAGUCACAGGAGGUAAUGUUUUGUCCACGGCCACAGGAUGGCGGGAUGGUGGGGACGCUACACGUCAGUACCCAGCCAACCAGUGGAUUCAGACAGGUCCCACAAUCAACCCAGCCCUGUGGGUGGGGCAGGCAGCCUUUGGGAUGCCCCCAACACUACCAGCCACCCCUGCCCUAGACACUUCACACCUCCCCUUCACUGCUUCAGGGGGGUUUAAACUGGCCCAGGACCCUGUCACCGGCCAACUGUUCCUCAUACCCACGGCAAAUCUCAGUAAUCUAGCCUAUGCCAGCACCCCUUUCCAACAUGGCACUUCAACAGCCCAGACUGUCAUGGCUGCCCAACCCUUCACACAGAUGACCAUGUCAAGUCAACCAAUCACAGCACCCCCACCACCAGUUGACCCAUCCUCGGCUGACCAACCAGAUAAGGACGCUCCUAACAGUCCACAGGAGGGUACAUCCAGUGAGGAUCCACAGGAUGGUUGUAGUGAUGAGGGUCAGUCCACUCAGUCUAACUCCCCUCACAGGCCGGCUUCGGACAGCGCUGGGGAACAGCAAGGGGCAGAAGAGGAGAGUGCUGCUGUGCCAGGGGAGACUACUAUGACUAGUUCUGAGGGGGAGAAAGCGGAUUGUCCCACCGUGCCUAUUGCUCCACAAACUGCGUAUAUCGCUGGGUAUCCAUCCAUGGGAGCUGGUCAAACAUACGCCACAUACUCUUACCCCCACCCCCAGAUCUCAUACCUGUAUGACCCCAGCCUCCUCUCCACAUACAGCAUGCCCAUGCCAGCAGCCUUACCUGAAGCUGCUCCAGUGGCUGCACCUAUAGCCGCUCCCAUAGCAACAUCCGUGGCAGCUCCUGUGGUGGCUGUAAAGCCAGAAUGUCCCGCCGUCCGCUCACAGGGUACUUCCCCUAUUGUUGUUUCCACUGCGAACACGCCUACUAUACCUACAGCAACAGUAGCUGCAUUCAGCGAGGCCUCACCUCCUGCAGAGUCCCAGGUGAAGGGGGAGCCUAAAGCAGAGGUGAAGCCAGAAGAGGAGGCGGAGAAAAUCCCCGCCACAUCCUCCACCCCACCCUGUCUGCCAGAAGAGCCGCCCGCCCCUAAAUUGGAGGGGCCAACUGUGAUACCUUCUCCCACGUCACCCACGGAGAGCUCAGAGAAAGUGGUUGACAUGCCUGUGAUUAGCGAGAGCAUUGGAGCAGCCAAAGUUCUGCAAAAGUUAAAACAUUCAAAGGUCAAAAAAGAGAAGAAAAAGAAAGACCCCACUAAAAGUGCCGAGAAGAAAGCUGAAAAGAAAUCCGAGAAAAAGCAUUCAUGUGAUAAAAAGACAAAUUCUGAUAAACAGUCCCAUUCAGAGAAAAAGAAAGACAAGUCUGGGAAAGUGAAGAAAUCAAAAUUAAAAGCCAAAAACAGUGAUCAGAAGAAAGCCCAGGAAAGUGGUGUUGAGGAAAGGGUGAACUACAAUCCUUACACUGACCCUCAGAUUCUGCAGGCUGCAGACGGACUAGAACUGCUGAGUGCCCUUGCAGAGAAAUGGUCCAAAUGUUCACCUGUGGAAGAUGAGGAGAAACCAGAAGUUUCCAAACCUGAUAAUGUGAUUGAUGAGUAUGAGUUCACUGAUAACCCUGUCAUUGACAUAAACCGAAACUACAGCCCCAAUAAAACAGGCAAAAGGACUUGUUAUGCAGACUCUGAGAAGCUGUCUUCUACUCCCAGUAAGAAGGAUGUGACUGAUCUCCCCCCAAUGUUUGCCUCCACAGGUCUAGCAUGGCCAACAGAUCUUCUCUCUUUCCUGGAUGUAGGUCCUGACACCAUGGAUGCAAUGGAACUAGAAAUACGGUUGAGAUUGGCAGAGUUGCAGCGUCGCUACAAACAGAAACAGAGAGAACUGUCCAAGCUACACCCCAAGAAGGACAAAGAGGAAGAGGAUAAGAGUUUGACCAAAAGAGGACCAGGCCGACCUCGCAAGAGGAAGUUCAUAUCUCGAAAGUCUGAAAGUCAGAAUACCAGUGCCAGUGACAGUGGAAAGUCUUCAAGUUACAAAGAGCCUGUGGCUAAGAAGAAGAAGUUGGUGGAGAAGUUAGUAGACCGAGUGUUCAGGAAGACGGGCAGAGAUAAGAAAUCCAAAAAGAACAAAGCUCUCGGCCUGGUUAGCUCCACACAGAAACAUGGUCCAGAUGUCACAUUUGAUAACACAGAUACAGGAUUAAUAGGUAACAAAUCAUUAUCUGAGGAGACUGGACUCCUCCAGAAAACUGACGGCCACUCUUUGGAGGCUACCAAAGUGAAAUCAAAGUCAAAAUCCAAAGAUGGCAAGAAACAGAAAUCACAUGGCUCUCAUGACAAAAGCAGUAAGAAGGGCAAUUUGGGGUUACCUGGGUCUGGCAAAGAGAAGAAAAGCAAGAAAAUUCUGAAGAAAAGUUGUCUGUCUGGGGAUAGUGCUGAUGUCAACACUGGUAAUAUCAGCCAAGGUAUAUCGGACAGCUCAGAAGGGGACUGUGGGGUGGGAAUGCUGACAAAGUUCUCUGGCACGUCAACAGAGAGCGCGCCAUCUGGGGGUAAAAAGAAGAAGCGUAAAGUUGAGGAAGGUGUGUUAGGUGACAAGGGUGUAGUGUCAAUGAAUGCUGGGAGAGAAGACAGUAAGCACGGACCCCCCGUAACAAAGAGAGAAUCUGACACAGAUCACAGUGACCCAACAUCUGUGACGAAACGGCGCAAACCGGGGCGCCCCAAGAAGUAUUGUAAUCCUGGCAAAUCAGCAGGCAAUACAGAAACUAUAGUGGCAAAGAAACCCAAACACAUUGGCAUGAUGAAGUACAAAAACAAGGAGCGGAAAAUUGACAUGAAAGCUCAGGAGAAGAAAAUGAAGUUGGAGAACAGCUCAGUUCUGAAGCCUCUCUAUCUGGAGGAAAAGUGGUCAUUACGCCGAAGUGAGCGGAUUUUUCUGAGUGAGCCAAGCCCGCAACCUUCGCCUAAUGGUCCCCUAGGAACCACAUUUGGUCUCAACUCACCCACACAAGAGCUGAAAAGUCCAAGAGGCCGGUCGAAAUCAUUGGACAAGCCCAAAGCUAAAGUGAAUAGAUCCAAAAGCUUGCAAGACAUCAGCCACAAAGUGAAAAUGAAAUACUCUAAAAGCUAUGGCAAGAAAGUGAUGACUACCACAGCUACUACUGCUACCGGAUUUGCCCAGCAGAGGAUGCUGACUCAGGUGGAUGCCUACGGCCGGCGCCCGGGGAAGUAUGGACAGUACUAUGUGGACUCUGACAGUAACACAGGGGAGAGCAGUGAUGGGGAUGACCUGCCAUUGAGCACGCUGCGUGAUCGAGCUAUCACUCCAGAGCCACGAUCGUGUGUGUUGGACAAGGAUGACCUGGUAGAUGGCCUGCGAGUGUUGUUGUUGAUGGAUGGACUGUUCCACGAGGGAGCGGUCAAGGCCAUCAGACCUCCUGAUGUAUAUGGUGUUCUGAUAGACGGUGAACGUGGAAAUCGACCACAUAUCUACUCACAGGAGGAAAUUCUCAAAGAAGCAAUCCUGGAUGUGCAACCAGGCUCUCCUCGUUUUGUCCCUGAGGGAACUCGAGUCUGUGCAUACUGGAGCCAACAGUUCAGCUGUCUCUACCCAGGGACUGUGUGUAGAGCCAGCCCUGAUCCGCACGCUGACCCAAACUUUGUUAGUCUUGAGUUUGACGAUGGAGAUUCAGGCACAAUUCCAUUUGACCACAUCCGCAUGUUGCCCCCGGGUUAUCCACAUGUCUCUUACGAUACCAACCCUAUACUGAUAGUUGGGAAGCGUCGCCGUAGAACCAUCUCAGAAGACCUGGAAUACUGCCGAUCCUCCACAUCUGAGUUGUCACCAGUGCCUGGGUCGACAGCCAUUAAGUGGGCCAAAUACAGGACAAGUGUCAGCAAGGUGAAGACGAGCUGGGAGAAGGGAGCUGCCAAGGGAGGUAACCUACUGGAGCUGGAGGAGGAGGUUGAACUGAAGGACAGUGUGUUUGAGGCAGAGAGUCACCAAACAUUUGGCAGAGUUGUCAGUCAGGACAAGAAACAACAUGGAAAGAAGAAACAUAAGCAUCGCAACAAAGAUGAGCUGAGUGCUGCCAGUGAUGGCAAACACAAACACAAGAAACACAAGAAGACUGGUAAAGAGGACAAGAUGAGGCCUGCGUCAGCCAUGUUUUCUGGUCCCAACACGAGCUUUGCAUCCCUGGCUCAGUCUGAGGCCUGCCAGACGUUAGUGAGCAGCACCAAGACCCUGGGCUCCAGUGGGUUCCUGCUUCAGUCUACAUCUUAUGAGGAGAAGACAUAUAACUGGGUGAUGAGGAACCCGUUGGCCACAGACCGCAUUGGCCGUACCAUGGAGGACUGUGAGUCUGCGGAUAACACAGCAGAGUCAAUCUGUACAACAAACCCGGAUGGAGAUGCCAGCGAGAAGUCAGAUGAUGAUACAGACGUAGGGGAUCAGAGUUCCGUGAAAGCUCAACCCAAGGGGAAGGGACGACCAAAAUCUACCGGAGAGAAGAAGAAGAAAGCAGAGCGGUCAUUGUCAACCGAGAGCAAAAGUAAGAUAGCCGCUUUCUUGCCAACACGACAACUGUGGAAGUGGUCUGGAAAAUCAACCAAACGGCCUGGGAUGAAAGGAAAAGCGAGGAAGGAAUUCUACAAGGCAAUCCAGAGGGGCCGGGAACACAUACGGGUGGGAGACUGUGCUGUGUUCCUGUCCACGGGGCGACCUAACCUCCCAUUUGUUGGGCGCAUUGAAAACUUCUGGGAGGCAUGGGGCGGCAAUAUGGUGGUUAGAGUGAAGUGGUUCUACCAUCCUGAGGAGACCAAGGGUGGCAAGAAACUACCGGAACCUAAGGGUGCCCUGUUCCAGUCCCCCCACGGAGAUGAGAAUGAUGUCCAGACCAUUUCUCAUCGCUGCGAUGUCCUGCCCUACAUGGAGUACAACCAGUACAAGAUGGAGGCCAUUCGAAGGGGCAAUGAGAACCUGCUGGACUCGGAGGAGAUAUACUAUCUGGCGGGAAAUUACGAUCCGUCCUCUAACCAUAUCUCCUAUGAACAGCAUGUGAUGGGAUGAACCCUAACUGCCAGGCCUGUACACUCAACCCUAACCAGCUGCCUGGCCUGUACACUCAACCCUAACCAGCUGCCUGGCCUGUACACUCAACCCUAACCAGCUGCCUGGCCUGUACACUCAACCCUAACCAGCUGCCUGGCCUGUACACUCAACCCUAACCAGCUGCCUGGCCUGAACACUUGGCUAUGUGGUGAAUAAGGAGGACUCAGAGCGAUGACGUGCCUACAGAAGAAGGGGACAUCCUGCAUAUCAGCCAGAAGAUUGUGGAACAUCGUGUGUAUGAAGCAAGAUCUCAAAAUUUAGUAACAAAUCAACUGGCCUUGGCUUAAACAUUAAAUCAAUUUGACCUGGAUAAGCAGCAAACCAAUGGGACAUUGCUCAAUGGCUGUGGAAGUAACUGGAGCUGGCUCAAUAGAUUAAGCACUGGUAUAUCUGGAGCUUGGCAGGAAAACUCUUUUCAGAGUGUUAAUUUUUUCCAGAUGAUACCAGGAGGAUAGAUGAAGCAAAGUGAGAAGCAUGUUCAGGUCAUGUAUUGAGGGAGGAUAGAUGUGGCGUUAAACUUGUUCAGAACAGGUUUGGGCAGCUGAACCCCAGAGUCUGAAACAGACCUUUCCUUAAAGAUGCACUGAAGGGCCUCAUUUAAGUGGAAGUGACUUAUGGACAGUAUGAUGCUUGAAACAGUGAAAUAGACAGAAUGCAAAUGCUGAGGGGUGUGGCAUUACAAGUUGUAAAUAUCACAAGCACAUGGUACGAGAUGGACAAUUACUGUCCUUCUGGAGAAGAAGUGGGCAAAUGCUGUGAACUCUAUACCCUAAGGAAUAUAAGGUGUAAGUGUUGUAAGAAUGUAAAGAUUGUCCUAGGCUAAGUAGUUUUUGUCUCAAAUGUUGAUAUAACAACCAGAAGUGUUCACAAAGUACAGCCAAAGUUCAUGUACACAAAUUCGCCUUUAUUGAAAACUUAAAACUCGUCUUGAGCUGAAGGUGUUUACCCUAGAUAACAUCAGAGGUAUUGGAAACAGGGAAGGCCUAUAUGUAUUGACAGUACUGACACAGAGAAAUUAUUGGAGGAGUUAUUACAAUGUAUAAGGUGAGAAAUCAGCACUAGGGAUGAACAUUGAAUUGGAAUGUCUCAGAACAUAAAGAUUUUAGAUUGUACAGCAAUUUCUAUACUGCUGUGUACGUCAAAUUAAACAUGGCUAAGUGCAGCAUUUAAUGACAGAGAUACAAUGUACAGAUAUUUGUAAAUAUUGUAUAUAGGCAUACAU